Molecule: messenger RNA, 8178 nt
Organism: Triplophysa dalaica
Lineage: Eukaryota; Metazoa; Chordata; Actinopteri; Cypriniformes; Nemacheilidae
Gene: hdac4
Product: histone deacetylase 4
Exons: 27
Coding region: 329-3475 (1048 amino acids)
Biological process (GO): chromatin organization; negative regulation of transcription by RNA polymerase II
Cellular component (GO): histone deacetylase complex
Molecular function (GO): histone deacetylase activity
Source: RefSeq, a predicted model, not a curated record
GCGGAAUCCGUCUGCGAGUGUGUCUGUCGCGAGCGCGCUCUCCAACGGGAAUAAAGUCCGGCGAGGUGCGUCAGAGCGCCGCGGAGCUGCAGAUACUUCAAGACCGGUGAGGAUUCCAACAACACGCCGAGUUGGAUUACGGCCAGCGGGGCCUGUAAACAUCUUCUAUCUUUACCAUCUCGUGUCUAUAUUAAAUAUCUUUCCCGCCGACUGGAUGGUGAUCGGCCAGAGAGCCGUAGAGGAGCUGUGAGGUCUAACUCACGUCCUCACCUGUCAGGACACACUCCUUUUGUUGUCGGUCUUCAAUUCCUUCUGAGAGAACCCCGGGAUGACGUCUCCCGGCCGGCCAGAUUCCAGUAGAGACCAGCCACUGGAGCUUCUGAAGUCAUCUGAAUUCAACCACAUUCCUGCUGUUGAUGUGAGUGCCGCACUGCCACUGCACUUGCCCCCGUCUGCCAUCCCCAUGGAUCUGCGUGUGGAUCAUCAGUUGGCCCUGGCGCCCCCGGAUCACUGCGAGCAGCAGCUUCAGCAGGAACUGCUGAUCCUCAAACAGAAGCAGCAGAUACAGCGGCAGCGGCUCAUCGAGGAGUUCCAGCGUCAACACGAGCAGCUCUCUCGACAGCACGAGGUGCAGCUGCAGGAGCAUGUCAAGCAUCAACAGGACCUCCUGGCCCUGAAACAUCAGCAGGAACUGUUAGAGCAUCAGAGGAAGCUGGAGCGUCAUCGUCAGGAACAAGAGCUGGAGAAACACCAGAGAGAGCAAAAGCUUCAGUUACUCAAGAAUAAAGAACGUGGCCAGGAGAGCGCAGUGGCGAGCACGGAGGUGAAGAUGAGGUUACAGGAGUUUGUCCUGAAUAAGAAGAAAGCUCUGGCACAGAGGAGUCUGAACCACUGCCUGCCCAGCGACCUGCGAUACUGGUAUGGGAAAACCCAGCACAGCUCCCUUGACCAGAGCUCGCCACCUCAAACAGGGAUUUCCACUUACAACCACCCGUUGCUGGGAAUGUACGACCCCAAAGAUGACUUCCCGCUGCGCAAGACAGCUUCUGAGCCCAACCUGAAGCUACGAUCCAGACUGAAGCAGAAAGUGACAGAACGCAGGAGUAGCCCGCUGUUGCGGAGGAAGGACGGCGCCAUCACCUCUGCUAAGAAACGCUCUCUCGACAUGGCUGAAUCGGCGUGCAGCAGUGCUCCUGGUUCUGGUCCCAGUUCACCCAACAACAGUUCAAACAACAUCACCAAUGAGAACGGCAUCGCUGGAUCCAUCUCCCACAGUCCAGCGGAGGCAUCUUUGGCACACAGACUCGCGGGCAGAGAGGGUCCUGUUAGCCAGCUGUCUCUUUACACAUCACCAUCCCUUCCCAACAUCACUCUGGGCCUGCCAGCCACCGGCCCUUCCAGCGUGGCAUCAGGCCAGCAGGAUGGUGACAGGCUGGCAGUGCCAGGCUUGCAGCCAGGAAUGCACAUAACCACUCCGUUCCUGCCAGGGGCCCACCUGCCUUACCUGACCGCCUCCUCCUUAGAGCGAGAGGGCAACUCUGCACACAACUCUCUUCUCCAGCAUAUGGUGCAGUCAGCCACACAGAACCAACACGUCACGGGCCUGGGGAGCAUGCCCCUGCAGUCACAUCCCAUCCACAAGCUUCGACAGCAUCGGCCCCUGGGACGCACGCAGUCGGCUCCUCUGCCUCAGAACUUUCAAGCUCUGCAGCAGCUGGUGGUUCAACAGCAGCACCAGCAGUUCCUCGAGAAACACAAGCAACAGUUCCAACAGCAGCAACUUCACAUCAGCAAGAUGAUGGCUAAGCCGAGCGAGCCAGGCCGACAGCACGAGAGUCACCCGGAGGAGACAGAAGAAGAACUGAGGGAACAUCAGGGGAUGGCCGACCCGACAGAGAGUCUUCCCCACGGGGUCACCAUCAAACAAGAACCUCCGGACGAACCGGGUGAAGGAUUCCAGCAUAGAGAGAGGCAGGCUGAGGAAGAGAUGCUCUUCAGGCAGGUAAGCUUUGAGCAAGCUCUCCUCUUGGAGCAACAGAGGAUCCAUCAGUUGAGGAACUAUCAGGCGUCCAUGGAGGCGGCCGGGCUCUCUUUGACGUUCCCAGGGCAUCGACCUCUGUCCAGAGCACAAUCAUCUCCAGCCUCAGCCAACUUUCCCAUCGUCGCUCAGGAACCGCCCGUCAAACCACGCUUCACCACCGGUCUGGUGUACGACACGCUGAUGCAGAAGCACCAGUGCAUGUGUGGAAACAGUAACAUUCACCCCGAGCAUGCAGGCCGCAUCCAGAGCAUCUGGUCACGCCUGCAAGAGACAGGACUGCGCGGUCAAUGCGAGUGCAUUCGAGGCAGAAAAGCCACUUUGGAGGAGCUGCAGACGGUCCACACCGAGGCUCACGUGAUGCUGUACGGCACCAACCCGCUCCGACAGAAACUGGACAGCUCGGUGACACCCAUGUUCGUGAGACUGCCGUGCGGCGGAAUCGGGGUUGACAGUGACACAAUCUGGAAUGAAGUACACUCCUCCAGUGCUGCUCGUCUGGCCGUGGGCUCCGUGGUGGAUCUGGUGUUUAAGGUGGCGUCAGGAGAGCUGAGGAAUGGCUUUGCUGUGGUAAGACCUCCAGGACACCACGCUGAGGAAAGCACUCCAAUGGGAUUUUGCUACUUCAACUCGGUCGCCAUUGCGGCUAAACUCCUGCAGCAGAGACUGAACGUCAGUAAGAUUCUGAUUGUCGACUGGGAUGUUCACCAUGGCAACGGGACCCAACAGGCCUUCUACAGUGACCCUAAUGUCCUGUAUGUGUCUCUUCAUCGCUACGACGACGGCAACUUCUUUCCUGGAAGCGGAGCACCUGACGAGGUGGGCGCCGGUCCAGGUGUGGGUUUUAAUGUGAAUAUGGCUUUCACUGGAGGUCUGGAGCCUCCCAUGGGGGACACGGAUUAUCUGGCAGCAUUCAGGACGGUGGUGAUGCCAAUAGCCAACGAGUUCGCUCCAGACGUGGUGCUGGUUUCUUCAGGCUUUGAUGCUGUGGAGGGGCAUCUGCCACCACUAGGAGGAUACAAACUAACGGCCAAAUGUUUUGGCUACCUGACCAAGCAGCUGAUGGGACUGGCCGGCGGUCGGGUGAUUCUCGCCCUGGAGGGGGGUCACGACCUCACGGCCAUUUGCGAUGCGUCUGAAGCAUGUGUUUCUGCUUUGCUUGGAAACGAGCUGGACCCUCUCCCAGAAGAAGUGCUACAAGAGAGGCCGAACUCCAACGCUGUUCAGUCCAUGGAGAAAGUGCUGGAAGUUCACAGUAAAUACUGGCGCUCACUGCAGCGCUCUGCAUCCACUCUGGGCUACUCGUUGCUGGAGGCGCAGCGUUGUGAAAGCGAUGAGGCGGAGACCGUGACCGCCAUGGCCUCCCUGUCCGUGGCCAACAAGCACAUGGGAAAGAGGACAGAGGAGGAGCCUAUGGAAGAAGAACCUCCAUUGUAGAAGGUCCGCUGAACUUCCAUGGCGACCCUCUUGGCUCGGAGCCUCUUCAAGGCCUCUGACCUCACUCUGCUCUCUCCAUCCGUUUCAUUUAUCGCCGCGCCUCCGGCAGGCAGCACGACGUGUUUACUUUGAACACAGGAACUGAAACGGUCUGAAGAAAUUUCAAUAACACCCAGAGUGCAACCGUAAAAAAAACGUCUCAGCUGGGUCUCCGUAUGUGGCGGCGUCUGGGAUGCUGUACUCGGUCUGUUCACACGGGACACUUACUUUUGAGCAGAACAUAGACUCACGUUCCAUUGUUAGAUCUGAGAGCUGGUGCUUUCGACAAAAACAUUUCGUUUUCUUACUUUCCAGAGCCACUAAAUAGCCCACGUGACUGAUUUUGGCUGUGGGCCUCAUUAAGGCCGCAUCCUUUUUGUUGUUGUUUUUUAUAUCUGUUGUCUGUCUUGUCUUUUCUUUGCGAAAAUUCUGACAUUCAUCCCAUUUGUCAUCCAAGUUACUGCUACGCUUAAUUGACCCCGGAGGGCGGAGAACGAGAUGUGAGAUUAAGAGUGAAGAAUUCUGGGAAACCCCACACAGAGGCAUGAGAGCGACGAUGCGAGUUUGUGCCUUUUCCGAAAGAGUUUUCGGAACGGAUCGAGAAGAACAUUGCCUUAAACUAGUUACAGGAGGGAAGACGUCACCCCACCCCGGUUUGGAUUUUAUUUUUUGGAUGGGCGGGGACACGUGAGGGGUCAAAGGCCGGCCUGAUGAUUGGAGAAACCCUCUGCAUGUUUACCAGGAACUCCCUGCAGAUAUCAUCGCAUUUCACGUGCAUCUUACGUUUUUCAUUUUCUCGUGCUUGUGAUGGACAUCGCAUAACUUCAGACAAAUGAACUUGAAAGGUAGUUGCCAGCUAUCCAAUACGCAACCGCUUUCAGUCCACUUCUUCAGUGCUUUAGAAGGCGAGCCAAUGUAGCGACUUGUUUCAACUCUAAUGACCAAAUACGCACCUCCACUUCCUCAAAGGGUUGACCAGCAUGCACUGUUACGGAACAGAUUCCAUCUGCCAAGAUUCCAUUCAACCGAUAAACAGCAGCAUCUACGAAAAAAAAAAAACUAUUGGAAAGCAUGAGUUGACCCCGGUAGUGCCACUAGCUGCAUUCACAUAGAAUAGGGCUGUAAUGACGACGUGUCAAUCACAAAUUUGUGGUUUAAAAAAAUUCACACUAUAGAACUCUAUAUUUUUCCUUUUCUCAACAUGUUGUACUUUUAUAGCGACGGACAUCUAGUAUUCCGAUUUCUUUACAGUUAACCAAGGGCACUAGCGUAUCCACUCACGUUAUUCUACUCAGCAGACGGUCGACUUUAUUGAGGCCGCGAGGAAAAGGGCUGGUCACCGAUUUUAAAUGUACCACUGAGCCUUCAGAUGUGCCACCUGGUGUGAUUUUCGUGCUGGUGUAAAGCGUUACCUUUCCUGCCGUCCGGCCUGAGCUGAGGCUUUGAUGCUGAGGGCUUUCACUAGGGGCAGGUGCUACAGAACAUGUGCUUGUCACAUGACACGAAUCCAGGAAGUAGCGGGACCACCAGCUUCCACUCAAUCGUAAACGCCUCUGAGACAACUGUGAUACUCGGACAAUCUGCAUGGGACUCUUGUAGUUUUGGAGCUGUACCCCACACUUAGAGGGUCGGCGUACCGACGCUUCUGAACAGCACAUAGAACUGUAUAUAUACGCAAGUAUGCAUGCUCACGGUAGAACCUUUGGCUUGACUUUGAUUGUACAUUUAACUUCGAUACUGGACUGAAUAUGAGGUGAUGAUUUGAUAACCCUCAUGCCUGGGCUCACUGCGACUACCUUUGGCAUUCUUUAACCGUGUGUCGAUAUGAGACACGUUAAGGUAGGAGAUUUGACUCACCGUUGCCAUUGUUCCUUCAUUUUUAUAUGAUUCGCCUGUCACUCAUGACUACUCCACUUUGGGCUUUGUGCCCGUUUCUUUUGUGUUUUGUCCUUUGUUUGUUUGUUUUGUACUUUUUCGAUUGUUUGCCAUUUUGUUUCUGGCCUUUUUAUAGUUGACAAUGUGUUUUACAUGCUUCAGAUCGUUCAUUUCUUGUCUUAGAGAGUAACAGCCCUUUGCAGACAUUGUGUGGGGAUGUUUUUUAUUUGUUUUAUUAUUUGUUUGUUUUUGUAUGCGGUGGGAGGGAGAUGGCUUUACUUUGUAUAACGAUUCCAACUAUUGUGUAUUUACUACGUUCUGUUCAUAGUAGAUUUAUAUUGCAAAGAUCUAUAGAUAUAUUAUAUAUGAUAAAGUUUGCAGACUCGGAAUGAGAAAAUUAGUAUUGCAAAGUGAAAUAUAUCAGUAGGUGGUCUGGCUUUGCCCGUUACUGGUUCCACUAUAGGCGUUCAAAGCUGACAUUGAUUUCAUUCCUUUACAGCAACAGUAGUUUGGUUUCAUAACCACCUAAUGGAAACACUCGUGGUUUCACUCUUUAUUCGACAUUUGACCUUGAUAAAUUCAAGAAACAAAAAGACCACGCAAAAUUUGAUGGACUUCAAUUGGUAAGCAUUCGUUUGUUUAGAGCAAGUUGAUGCUGACAUCACGAAUGUUCUUUGGGUAAAUCAAAAAUGGAUGAUGUUAUUUUUGUCCUUUCGAGAAGUGACAGUUAAGGUGGAUCUCACAAAACCAGUCGAGAAGAUUGUCAUGUUUUUUUACACCCUGCAAUUAAAAGAAAGAACUCGGAAAAUUAACUUGAAUAAAACCAGUAAUGUAUUCAAAACACAAAUUAAUUAAUAUAGAAUCAUUGCUGAAAUAAAAGAUAUAGGGGUAUGUUUUAUAAACAUAUAUAAACCUUUUAUAGAGGUCAAUUUAAAAGUGCUUUAAUAUUCACGUUUUGUGGGUGUUUAAUUGUCAUGGAAAUAAUUUGACAUUACAAAACUGCUGAUCCCAAAAAAGGGUGUUUAUUUUCUUGAUGCAAAAUAAAAAUACUUUCCUUUUAAACUCAUUUUAUUCCUUUUUGAUUUCACGGUGAAAUGUGACAUGAAUGUGGUUUUGUGAGAUUUGCCCAUCAGCAUUUGUUCUAUUGAUGUCAGUUUUUCUUUUCAACUUCUGUUUGUAAAAUCAGUCUUGCUGUUUAAAGCAUCAUCUUUUUGGGGCCUUUUGCCAGGAUCAUGUCCAAACCACGUCUAUCAAAUCUCUACCGAACUACUUUCAUGAAAGUGCAAAGACUGACGUUGAUUAAAAUCGUCUUAGAAAUGUAAAGCAACAUUCCCAAAGAGUUUAGUAGUAAGUGCACUAAAACCCAGAAGUCAGAUCUUCACCACAGAACACUUUGCAAUAACCCUCUGGAUAACAGCAGCCUAUCUAUAGUCUUAUCGGGUUCAUCUGAAUAGUCCUUUUAGUUUUGUAUAAAAGAAUAAAAAGCAUUCCAUUUGAUUUCUUGAUUUUAUUUCUUUAACCUUUGACAUAAUGUCAUUCCUGCUUAUUUACCACGAGGUCUGGCCUGAGCAUCAUUUAUUUGCAGGCCGGAGUUGAUUUCAUCGUCUUAUCUUCUCAGCUGUAGAUUUCUGCAUGGUUUGUGCGUCGGCAUGCCCGUCUGUCCUGUAACAUAUUUGCACAGAGGAGGAACACAGGAGGUUUGAUGCUUUUACAAUUUUGGAGGACACGAGAGGGAAGUUUGUCUUUUCCUUCUCCGUUUCUGGUCAGUACGCAGAUAGAACGAUACUCUUUGUUUCCUACAGAUGUGCUUUUUACUUGUUUAAAAAAAGAAUGAAUGACUUUUGAAUAUUUUACAACAAGUUAUUGAGCACUUGUGACAUACAGACUAUAGACUUUAUUGUAUUUAUGUAGAGCCUUGUUUUAGGUGAACUACGCACUACACCACACAUUGGAUUGACCGUGUGACUUCUUAUGCUUUGUUUUUUCCCUACUUUUCCUCUGGAUGUAUUUAUUGGGGCUAGAGGAAGACUAGGAAAAGAUUAGGGUUUGACAUCUGGAAUCAUCUAAGGGCUUUUCCAGAUGCGUGACGGAUAUAUCUUCAGUUUGUCGAAAAGAUAAAAAACACACUUAUCAGCCAGUAAUACCUGUGACCACUGUGGCUCGAGAACAGUUCUAGGUUUACAAAAUGUAAGAAAUGCAUAUUAUUUUUGUCACUUUGUUUUUCCAUUGUUACAAUAGAACUUUUCUUGGGACCUUUGCUCUAACGUUUGUCUUUGACAUCAAUUAUAAAGUACCUUGUUUUUGAAAACCACAAUGUCUUGUUUUUAUUUCUGAUUGCAUUCUGACUUGUCCGUUCUGCUCUUUUGGUAACAAUGAUACUAAUUUAAUCUUUUCAAAAUAAAAAUGAUGGUCAAGGCGUGCAUGACGCCUUCUCUGCGACAUGUAAAGUAAAAAGUGUCUAAUUCUGUGUUUUUAUGAUAUUAUGGUGUUUAGGCCUUAGGGGGCCCAAAAGGUAUCUCUGUACUUUUACAAAUCAAAAAAGCCCCUCUCUAAUAUGCCACAUAAUGUUGAGGUAUCAUUUAUUUUUUUACCAGAGGAAGGUGAAUAGGUGAUCCAUUCAUUUAAUUGGAGAAAACAGGAAACCUUAUUGAUCAUAUUUGGCUAUUUUUGCAGAAAAAAAUCAAUUCUUUAAAUUCAGCUGAGAUCCACAAUGUGCAACACUAUCAGCAUGCUCCAGCAUCCACCAUCAUCCAUUGGCUCUUGUAGUUAUCCACAACGAUGUAACCAAU